UCGGGCGGAAGGAGCGCGGGGGCCGCUCCCACGUGGUGGGGCAGUGCGGCCGUCGCGACCUGCGGCCGCCUCCACCGUCCCGCGUCCCGGCCCACGGUCUCUAAGCGGGGCUGGCCUCCAGGUGAGCGCCUUAACCUGCGGACUGCGCUCCCUCCGCGCCCGCCGCUCUGCUCGGGGCGGGGCGUGACGUCAGUUUACCUGGGGACGUCCUCCAGGUGAGUCCCUCACGGAGGGCCGGCCCCGAGAUAAAGUGUAGCAAUGGCUGCUGUUUAUUCUGGCAUUUCCUUUAAGCUCAAAAGCAAGACAACUUCUUGGGAAGAUAAACUAAAACUAGCUCACUUCGCUUGGAUUUCCCACCAGUGCGUUCUUCCAAAUAAAGAGCAAGUACUGCUUGAUUGGGCAAGGCAGUCAUUGAUUGCAUUUUAUAAGAAAAAACUUGAACUGAAGGAAGACAUUGUUGAAAGGCUUUGGAUCUAUAUAGAUAAUAUUCUCCACAGCAGAAGACUGCAGAAUCUUCUCAAGAAUGGAAAGACAAUUAACCUUCAGAUCUCCCUAGUUAAGAUCAUAAAUGAGAGAGUAGCUGAAUUCUCCCUUUCGGAAUCCCAAAGAAGCACGUGUGCCAUGCUGAGCUGCUGCCAGGGCAUCCUCUCGACACCCGCCCUCGCCGUCAUCUACACAGCGAGACAGGAGCUGCUAGUGGCGCUGCUAAGCCAGCUGUGCCGCCUGGCCUGUAGGCAGCCGGGAGGAGCCGAGGUAGCCCAGUUAUUCGAAGUCAUUCACCUGGCGCUGGGGCACUACCUCUUGAUCCAGCAGCAGCAAGUCAACCCAAGACGUGCCUUUGCGGAGGUGACUGGGCACUUGCUCCAGCCCUGCCUGGUCCUGAGGCACUUACUCUCAGGGGGCACGUGGACACAGGGCCAGCUGCGGCAGGCGCUGAGCCGGGACGUUAGGAGUCAGAUCGAGGCCAUGCUUCGAGCUGGAGCCUUUCAGCCCGAGUUGCUCUCGUCCUACAAAGAGGAGCUCUUGGACCAGCAGCAAGGUGACACGAAGAUAGGGGCCAUGAAGAGUCUUCUAGCUCCUAUGGACACUGUGAUUGCCAGGCUGGUGGAUCCUGGCUACUGUGAACCGUCCCUCCGUGCUGCUGUUAUAGCCAGCUCCGUGGCCUUGCUGUAUAAGCUCUUUCUGGAUUCUUAUGUCAAGGAGGGGAACCAGCUCCUCUGCUUCCAGGUGCUCCCCAGGCUUUUCGGCUGCCUGAGGAUUUCCCAGCUGCAGGAGGAGCACGUGAGCGCCCUGACCACAUCGGACUGGACCUCAGAACUGCUGGUUGUAGAACAGCUGCUAACGUCCGUGGCCAACAACAAUAUCUACAACAUCGCCGCCGACAGGAUCCGGCACGGAGAGGCUCAGUUCCACUUCUACCGCCGCGUGGCCGAGCUACUGAUCAACCACUCACAGGCCUCUGUGCCCGCCUGGUUCCGCUGCCUCAAGGCUUUGAUGUCUCUGAAUCAUUUAAUUUUGGAGCCGGACCUGGAUGACCUGUUGGCGUCAGCUUGGAUCGAUGCAGAGGUGACAGACUUGCGGACGAGAAAAGCCCAGGAGGCACUCAUUCACACUCUCUUUCAGACGUAUGGGAAGCUCCGGCAGGUGCCGCGGCUGUUUGAGGAGAUUUUGGGGGUACUCUGUCGCCCAGCUGCUGAGGCCCUGAGGCAGCCCGUGCUGGCCUCGGGCCCCUCUCGGGUGCUCCGUGAGUGCCUCCUGGAGUUGCCUCCGAGUCAGAUCUUGGACACGUGGUCCCUUGUGCUGGAGAAGUUCCAGUCUUUGGUCUUGCCUUAUUUGCGGGGUGAUGCCGACAUGGCCUUGAAGUCGCUGUCGCUGAGCUCCCUGCUGCACUGCAUCAUGUUCAACAUGAGGAGCCUGGACAGCAGCACACCUGUGCCCAUCAUCAGGCGGAUGCAGCGCACCAUGGACAGGAUGCUCCAGGAGCUUGUGAAGCCCCUGCUGGACCUUCUCCUGGAGCCCCCGCGCCCAGAGCUGGAGCCUUGGCUGAGGAAGGUCAGUGACUCUGCACUCCUGCUCUCUUACACUUGGGCCCAGGUUGACACCAUGCUCAGUAUAAACUGUAGCCAGUACCAGUCUGCGUCUGGGGCUCUUACAGAUGCUGUGGUGGAGAUCCCAGGCCUCCCCUCAUUGCUCCCAGGUGUUGAAACGCACCACUGGAAGAAGAUAGAAAAGUUUACAGCUCAGUUUGACUCUCUUAGCAAGUACUGUUUAGAACAGCUCUACCUACAGAAAAUGAAAAGGACUUUAGUGGAAACUAGUUUCCAGUCUGAAGAAGCCCUUUGCGCUCUGAGGCGUGACGCUGCCUACAUCCUUGGUUCUGGCAGAGAAAGCUUGAAUCAGAGGACAACCGCUUCCUGGGAUGGCCAGGUUGGGACAGUGAGUACACUCACAUACCCUGUAGCUCACUGGCACUUGGUUGUGUCAAAUCUCACAAUUGUAAUAUCUUAUCUUUGUCCGAAUGAUGUGAGAUCCUUGGCCAGUGUGCUGCUGAGAACUUUGCCAAUGAGCAAAGCCCAGGAAGGCUCAGCAGAAGAAGAGCCAAGCAUCACACUUGAAAAAAUAUCCAGUGCUGUCCUUCACAGCCCCCUCUUCCCAGAAAUGCAACCCCUCCAUUCUGCUUUCUUACUGUGCCUGACCGAAGGAUGUGCUAGUGUCCUGCGUUCCGGGGCCCAGGGUGACCCGAGUCUCCUCGGUCAGCAGCUGCCCUGGCUUUUUGAAAAGGAACACACAAUUGUGACUCUCUGGGAAAACCGAUUUGCAAAAGUCGGACCCGAAGGUGUGGAACCAAAAGGAGAAAUUGCCCAAAACUUACUCUCCUUGGUCAAGAGCGACUUCCCCGUUCAGCUGGGGGGAGAACAAUUAGAGAGCAUCCUGGGAUUUUUGGAAGUUAUUUCUGCUCUGCAGCUGGACAGCCUUUUGGCCCCCUAUCACGUGCAUUAUUUUCUUCUCUUAUUGUCCACGGCCGUCAGCAAGCUGGGGGCCCCUUGCCCUUGCCCGCUGAGCCUCAGGUGUUUGAUGACUUGCUACCGGCUUCUUGGCUACCUGCAGCGAGGGAAGAGUGCCCGCUCAGUGCUCAAGAUUCUAUAUGUUAGCGAGAUCUUUGAGAUCACUCUGACCUCAUUGUUCAAAGCCAGUAGUAGAUUUUCUGUUGAUACGGAUGACCCCUCCUGGUUGGAAUUCCUCCAAGUGAUAGGGACAUUCUUAGAACAGCUACUGCAGAUGCUUAUCCAGACGAAGCUCAGCCUGGUGCUCAAUUUUGGGAAAAUCGUUGCAUUCCUCCGUACACUGUACACCGAAGCAACUUCAGGCAAACAGGUGGAAACUCAGAAUCCUCGGGGCCAGCAGCUCCUUCUGGUGUCUUUAACCAAGCUGUGCCAGGUCCUGGGGCCUCUUGUCCAAGAGCGGAAGCAGCAGCAGGAGCCCUCGGGUGCGCUGUCUGCGCUGCUGCCAGAGGCCGUUCUCCAGACAGGAGCUGUGCUGUCGCUGUGCUGGGCACGCGGGGCCCAGGGCCGGCGCCUCCCCUCCGCCCUCAUCUCCUCGGUCAGCGCGCUCUUGGAGGCAGAUGUGGGCCAGCGCUCCACGCACAGGACCGACGUUUCCCUGGCAACCGGCGAGAGGCUGCCCUCCCAUACCGCCUUCUACCAGGACGUUUACUCUCAGCUGCUGUCCGGGUUACCGGCCCUUGCAGGAGACCCUCAGUCUUUCCAGGCAGCCAUGCGGUUUUUGACUCUGUUCCUUUUGGCCCCAGAGCUCCAUCCCAAGAAGGAUGCGGUUUUCAUCUCCAUGUUUCAUUCUGUGAGAAAAGUUCUGGCAGAUCCUGCAGUUUCCGGUCAGGCAAUUCAGGACUUGGAGCCUCAUUUGGGAGCCUUGUUCACCCAAAUGUUAGAAGUUGGGACAACAGAGGACUUUAGGAUGGUAAUGCAGUAUGUUCUCCAAGGAUUAGACGUCAGUAACAUGUGGAAAGCAGAUGUGCAGGCCACUUUGGCAGCUAUUACAUUGAUCAAGUUGCUCCUGAGCUGCCCACUCAGCGGAGAGAAGGCGAGUCUGUUCUGGCGUGUGAGCCCCCAGAUAGUCAUGGCUCUGACUCUGCAAAACCGAGAGGCUUGUCAGGAGCAGCCUGUGCCCCUGGCCGUGGUGGGGCCCAUCUUGGACGUGCUGGCAGCCUUGCUGCGACAGGGGGAGGCGACCAUCAGCAACCCGCACCACGUCAGCCUGGCCUUCAGCAUUCUGCUCACUGUGCCCUUGGAUCACCUGAAACCCGCUGAGUAUGGGAGCGUCUUCCUGCGGGUGCACAACGUGCUCUUCUCCAUCCUGCAGUGUCACCCGAAGGUAAUGCUGAAAGCCAUCCCUUCUUUCUUGAACUGUUUUAAUAGAUUGGUAUUUUCAGUUAUGCACGAAGGGAGGCAAAAAGAUAAAGGAAGCACGGAUGACCUAUCGGUGGUCCUAGAGUGUGCCCGCCUGGUGGAAAGGAUGUACAGCCACAUCGCGGCUCGGGCCGAGGAGUUCACAGUGUUCUUCCCCUUCAUGGUGGCCCAGUAUGUCACGGAGGUGCAGAAGGUCACCCUGUACCCCGCGGUGAAAGGUCUCCUGCAGGAGGGUAUCUACCUGAUCCUGGACCUCUGCAUUGAGCCAGACGUCCAGUUCCUGCGGGUGUCCCUGCAGCCCGGAGUGAGAGACAUCUUUAAGGAGCUGUACAAUGACUAUGCGAAGUACCACAAGGCGAAGCAUGAAGGGGAGAGAAGAUAUGCCGCCUGAAGCUGGGAUCCUGUGGGGCGGCUUUGGCUCCCCACUCUGAGAGAGCUGGACAGUGAGACUUCAGGUGUCCUAAUUUGUAGUGUUGAGAUAUGUGGGUUUAUGUGACAUAUACUGUAUUUUACAGGAAGCCAUGUUUUCCAAACUGAAUGUUUUUCUAAUGUGUCUUUUUAUGCAGUAUGUGUUGCUGUAGAAUCCUGAUAAUAAGGUGAAUUUAAUAAAAAAUGGCCAUUGUGGAUGU
Hyaena hyaena (striped hyena) is the source of this 5053-nucleotide messenger RNA. RefSeq names its product URB2 ribosome biogenesis homolog (gene URB2). NCBI's taxonomy places the organism in Eukaryota, Metazoa, Chordata, Mammalia, Carnivora, Hyaenidae. Gene Ontology annotation, cellular component: nucleolus. Bases 259 to 4815 code for a protein of 1518 amino acids. The record is from RefSeq and is a predicted model, not a curated record. The transcript has 10 exons. Gene Ontology annotation, biological process: ribosome biogenesis.